AAUGAAUGAAAACUAUCUUAUAAGUAAAAUUGAUUACGCUAAUUGUAGUAAAAAAUCAAGUGUAUUUUAGUAAAACAAAAAUAAACAUUUUUCUUUCAAGUAUUUAAAUUGGAUAAAUAGUAUUCUAUUUUGUAUGUAAUAUUUUUAAAUAUAUUAUACUUUAUACUUAAAUACAAUCCUUCUUCGUCUUCCUUUUUAUUUAAAAAAAUAUAUUCUGCUUUAAAAGUAUGUAUAUUUAUUUAGACUUCAAAGUCAUGCUUUUUUCAAGGAAUUUCGUCAAUUGUCAAUUGUAUAAUCGACUUUCGACGAAUUCCAAAUAACAGUAGUGCGUAAAAAUUCAAUUCGUCGCAAUCUUAGCAGGUGCGCGUAUGUAAAAUGUACGACUUUCACUUCAUACAAAGAAAAGGCGAAGUGGGGACGGAAUGAAGCACAGUAACGGACUUCGGAAUAAGGCAAACUAAAAGUAGAAUCAGAAAAACGGAAACAGACCGAUCGUACGGGCCGUAGUAUCGUCUUCCUCUCGUUCUUUCUCAAUUAAAAUAAUCUACAUUAUUUGUAUUUCGAUGAAAAACGAUACAUCGGAAUAGAGACACUCGCAUAUCUGGUGUUACACUUUGUGACGAAUUUGCUUUUCGUUCUGCAAAUUGAAAGUAUUACCCUGCGGUCACCGAAAUGGCAAGACACGCUCCCUGGACGACCAUGAUCUUUGCGACAAUAAUCGUUGCCUGUUUACUUGGAUUAAUCGUUGAAACCGCGGCGACGAUAGCUCAACCAAAGGCACCUAAUUUCCAGUAUUUUGAACGGCCUAAAUAUCGCUACCCAUACUAUGAUGAAAAUGGCAGGGGAAAAUUACUCUAUGGGUAUGGAGGACCAGAUCUGUAUCAAUACAAAACUUUCAGCGCCCUUGAGGGAAUUCAUUAAGAUAAAGAAUAUUAAAUUACGCUAUUAAGACAUCUAGUUAAUAAUCAUUCUAUGAGUUGUGAUUAUUAUCAUAUAGGGUGAUCGUUUGUGAAAUGACAUAUAGUACAUACACGAUUUUGCUUCGGAUUACAAGAAAACGAUUAUAUAUAUUCUAUGUUGCACAAUAAUAACAUACAAUAUGUAACUUUCAA
Bombus huntii is the source of this 1112-nucleotide messenger RNA. RefSeq lists its product as uncharacterized. NCBI's taxonomy places the organism in Eukaryota, Metazoa, Arthropoda, Insecta, Hymenoptera, Apidae. The transcript has 3 exons. The coding region runs from base 673 to 921 and encodes 82 amino acids. The record is from RefSeq and is a predicted model, not a curated record.